AUGUCCUUGCCAGUCCUUCCUCCAGUCGUCGAGGCUGGCGGGACUCGCAAUUUCAAAGGCAACUAUGUCUUUUACUGGAAUGAGGUUGCCCUCGACCUUGUUCGUCUCACCCAUACUGUGUCUGGCCCCCAGGGUGGGCCCCCUCUCACUGCAAGAUUUCUCGGUAUCCUACACCUUGCCAUGCAUGAUGCCUACUUUGCUAUCUAUCCGUACGCAAGUCAUCCAGACCACAACUCGAACUUCACAGACAUUGCACCCUAUCUUUCCAACACUCUUCGUGGAGAAGCACCGCAGAAUUUGAACCAUCGUCAGACAGAGGCUGCAAAUGCUGUCGCCGGCGCCGCUGUCACCGUUCUGGAGAAGCUCUUCAAGGACCCAGCCAACAAGGAUCCUCAGGUCUCGGACGAGGUCACCCGCGCUCUUGGCAAUUUCAUCGACUCCGCCAUCGGUGCCUACCAGCAGGAGCACAAUCUCGAUCGACAUUCCCCUGGGUACCUUUAUGGUGUCCGCGUCGCCAAUGCGGUUCUUCAGGAACUAGAAAUCAAAGCUGGGGAACCUGGCGUUGCCGCUGGCGCUUAUAUGCCAAAAGCCAAUCAGCCCUACUUCUUUGACGAUGACCCAUCUCAUCCAAUUCCCCGACGUUAUCAUGGACCUCGCUACGGCACGACUGCUGCAGUCCUUGCUGCUACUCAGGAUUGGAAGACCGCUGACCCACCUGUUGUACCCGAGAAAGCGCUUCGCAAUCCCCCCUCCGAAAGUGAUCCUGAAUACCUAGCCUAUCUCGAAUCAGUUCAAGAUGUCUUCCGGAUGGGCGGCAUUGAAGAGCUUGCCAGCACCAAACGCCGCCCAUCUCAGACAGUCGGGGGUCUGUUUUGGGCUUAUGACGGCGUAAAGCUGAUCGGCACUCCUCCUCGUCUCUACAACCAGAUCAUCCGCCAAAUUGCCUUCGACCACAAAAAGGGCUCAGACAUCAACUCGGAUGAAAACAACGCGCAGUUUCUCCGCCUCCUCGCCCUGGCCAACACCGCGAUGGCGGAUGCCGGCAUCUUCUGCUGGCGUGACAAGUACAAGUACGAGCUCUGGCGCCCUCUCUCGGGCGUCCGUGCAGACCCCACCGGUCCAGUGCCCGAUGGGUUCGCUCGCCCUACAUGGCGAGUCCUCGGCGCUCCUGCCACCAACAGCAACGAGGGCGGCUUCAAACCCCCUUUUCCCGCUUACCCUUCCGGCCACGCUACCUUUGGAGCAGCAGCGUUUCAAAUGGUCCGUCUCUUUUACCACCAGCGUGGUGACGACGUCCUCACGUCAUUGGUCCCAUCCCCCGGCAUGAAAAGAGGUGCCAGUACCGGUGGCGGGGAUUUACAACAGAUCAUCAACGCUGGGGGCCAAGAAAAGCCCAACCUGGAAACCAAAACAGCAAACGACAAUAUCCACUUCGAAUUCAUCUCCGACGAACUCAACGGCAUAUCCCGCAAUAUCUUGUACCAACCCUACAAGCCCGCGCAACCCAUCACAGAUCAAGCAGGCGAGGUGCGGACCCGCCUAGUCUUCAAGUUCAAGAGCAUGAAAGAAGCUAUCUUUUCCAACGCCAUCUCGCGCAUUUGGCUAGGCGUGCAUUGGCAGUUUGAUGCCUUCAACGGUAAGGACGUUUUGAUCCCCUACAAGAGAGGCGGCCCAGGCGAAGACGGAUCUCAGCCUCGUCCGCUCAACUAUGUGCAACAAUAUCAGGUGGAAAAGGACGGGAGCACGAGUUAUCUACCCGUUGACGAGCAAGAUUGGUUCCAAACUCUGGGCCCACGGGACGGCGUCGCUGACUCGGAAUGGCCGUACGGGGGCGUGCCGCUGGGGAUCAACAUCGCGCAAGACAUUUUCGAUACAGGCAUGAAGUACAAUGGGAGUCUCGUGGAUUUAAGCAGUGAGAAACCCGCCAAGCGACCUUGA
Messenger RNA from Cladophialophora yegresii CBS 114405, 1938 nucleotides. RefSeq lists its product as uncharacterized. Gene Ontology annotation, molecular function: peroxidase activity. The record is from RefSeq and is a predicted model, not a curated record. Lineage: Eukaryota; Fungi; Ascomycota; Eurotiomycetes; Chaetothyriales; Herpotrichiellaceae. The transcript has a single exon. The coding region runs from base 1 to 1938 and encodes 645 amino acids.